UCUGCACUCCGUUUCUCAGUGCAUCUUCUGCUUUCACACACAAAUCAUUCUCUCUUCGUUGCCAUGGACCCUUUCUUUGUUACCAUUCUUUUCAUUUUUUCUUUCUUCAGCCUUGUGAUCAGAUUUCUUUUCCUCUAAUCUUCAACCCAUAUCUCCCCUAAUUCUUUUCCAUUUUCGCUUCCAAAUUCUCCUUCCCAAGCGGUGCAAAUUCUUUCCAUUAUCAUUGUCCAAAGAUUUUCCAAACCUCUGCACUGAUGAAUAUCUCGAAAAUGUGGAAACACCUGAACCUGAGCGCCAGUUUCUACGAUUUCUCGGAUUACCAGCUUGAGGAGUUGGGCCUCAACCCAACCCCAUUCCAGUACCUCCCCGAUCGCACCCAGCAUCCGAUUUACAGCUCGGACGAAUUCCGAAUGUACGGGUUUAAAAUAAAAAAGUGCUCAAAGACCCGCAGCCAUGACUGGACGGAGUGCCCAUUCGCGCAUCGAGGCGAAAAGGCGAAGCGUCGGGAUCCGCGCAAAGUGAACUAUGCGGCCAUUUCAUGCCCCGACUUCCGAAACGGCGCCGAGUGCCCUAGGGGUGAGGCCUGCGAGUUCGCGCACGGCGUUUUCGAGUACUGGCUGCAUCCGGCCAAGUACCGCACACGUGCAUGCAAUGCCGGGACAUUUUGUCAACGUAAGGUGUGCUUCUUCGCACACACGCCGGAGCAGCUCCGUGCGGAGACCAAGUACAAGUGCCAUUUCACGUACCGGGUGCGGAGGUCCAACGGCGGAGAGGACAAGCGAAGUGGAUCGGACGCUGACGAAAGAUCGGUUUUUGUUGACUCAGAGGCAGCAGCCAAGAGUGAGAGCCCUGUGGAUGGGUACGCUGAAUUUUUGAGGGCUCUGAGGGCGCUAAAGAUCCCGCACGACGAUGACAAGAGUUUCGGAUACGACACUGUUUCGGACCCGGAUUGGAAGUUCGAUUGGAUUUCGGACUUGGUGGAGUAAAUGCGAGGAGGAAGAAAGUGGUGUAAAUUUGGUUUAAUUAGUGGAUGGCGUUUUUUCUCUUCAUGUAGAAGAUUGGUUAAUGCAAGUGUUUAUUUUGUUGUUGUAAAUUUGUAUUUCAUCUAUGAAUUUAUAUUUCAAGUGUUUAUGGUUAAUUAAA
Messenger RNA from Vitis vinifera (wine grape), 1143 nucleotides. Its product is annotated as zinc finger CCCH domain-containing protein 54. The transcript is spliced from 2 exons. The record is from RefSeq and is a predicted model, not a curated record. Gene Ontology annotation, molecular function: metal ion binding. NCBI's taxonomy places the organism in Eukaryota, Viridiplantae, Streptophyta, Magnoliopsida, Vitales, Vitaceae. Bases 255 to 986 code for a protein of 243 amino acids.